This is a messenger RNA of Salvelinus sp. IW2-2015, 2379 nucleotides long. The record is from RefSeq and is a predicted model, not a curated record. Lineage: Eukaryota; Metazoa; Chordata; Actinopteri; Salmoniformes; Salmonidae.
CCUACUUUCCCUAAACCUAACUCCUAAAUCUAACCCAUAACCCUAAUUCUAAUCCUAACUGUAUCCCUAAACCUAAAAUAGUCUUUUUCCUUGUGGGAACCCCACUUCUCUGGAUUUUCCUCAUUUUACUAUCCUAAGAUUUCUGGUCCCCAUGAGGAUAGUAAAACCCCCCAAAAAACACACACACACAGUGAUUAAAUCAUACUGUAUUCUUGAUUUUUGGUUUGUUUAACUUCCAACAUUUGAGAUGAAAUGAAGCUCCUCUUUUCAACCAUCUGAUGGUGCUGUUGUAUUGGAAACAUUUCUUCCACUUGGACACGGCAAACCGUGAUUCUGCAAUGCUGCUAUAUUUAUUCAGUUUAUUCAGCCUGGUAAAAUGAUUAGAUAAACAUACAACUAGUUUUAAAUGACCAUUUAGGACUGACUUAGAGGUGGUUUUGGACUAUACGCAUGUGUACUGUAUGCUAUAGCAUGAUAAUAGUGCAAUGGCCAGGUUGAUGUCACCAGGUUGUUCCACUGAGUCUUCACAACACUCAAGGCCGUCUUAGUGUGUCUGUGAAGCUUCKUCAUGUCUUAUGAACAUACUCAUGAGCAUACUGUACAAGGAAUACAAAAAGUGCAGUUCACACAAAAAGUACAGAGAUUGGAAUAAGAUGACUAAAUGUGACUUGCCUGUGUCAGGGCUCUGUAUCUGUAAUGCUCCAUGGCACAGUCUUGUUGGCCACUUUUGAAAAGUAAACAGUUCUUUGUACAUUGCGAACAUAGUGACUCAGAGGUCAGUGGACUCUUCCUAUGUUCAAUCCAUUUCUGCCAGUCCCUGAGGACCUAAAGGAAUCCCCUCUAAUGCAGAGCAUGCAAACACAUUACAUACACACAAGAUGAAAGAAGUUAUUAUACUCUCCCUACUGGGGAUUCUGGGAAUGGGAAGGGGAUCUAAAGAUGAAUUAGUGUAUGUUMCUCUGGGGGGCAAAGCAGCCCAAUCCUCCACAUUCUAUGGAGGCACUGCAAAAAGAUCCAUUGAUGGAAUAUGGAACUCGACUUACGAAGAUCACUCCUGCAGCCACACUUUGGGAGAGACCAACCCCUGGUGGAGAGUGGACRUGCCYGAGACAUACCAAGUCACCUCCGUCAGUCAUCAUCACCAACAGAGAUACUUCAGCAGAGAGGAUCAACGGGGCUGAGAUCCGCAUUGAAACUCCCUGGAGAACAAUUGUAACAGUAACCCCAGUAUGCUCAUGAGUAUGUUCAUAAGACAUGAMGAAGCUUCACAGACACACUAAGACGMCCUUGAGUGUUGUGAAGACUCAGUGGAACAACCUGGUGACACAUAAAACUCCUACAUGGGGUCUCUGACAAUGUCGUAGAUGGAAGACGCCUCUCCAUGUACAAAGACAAAUCAUGCAGCCGCACCAAGUCCCAAGUCAACCCAUGGUGGAGGGUGGACUUGCAGCAAACUUAAAACAUCACCUCCAUAACAGUCACCAACAUUGAAGACGUUGAUCCAGAGAUGAUCGAUGGUGCUGAAAUCCACUUUGGAAACUAUCUGCAGAAUAACGGCAACAACAAUCCAUUGUGCGCUGUCAUGUCCUCAUAUCCCGCGUGGGAGGUCAUGACCUUUCAGUGCAGAGGGAUCGAGGGUCACUAUGUGAACGUCUUCUUGCCGGGCUGCAAUAAAGACCUGUCACUGUGUGAGGUGGAGGUGAAUGUGGGCAGCCAUCCAGAUAUAGACAAACAUCUUUCCUCUGAGAGGAGGGUGCAAGAUAUGAAGAGAGGGCAAAACAUUCUAUGCCUACAUCAUAAGACUCAAUAUGAGAGUGCAGCCACUGGCGGGAUAGCCAGUCAGUCGUCGCAGUGGGACAAGUUUGGAAAUGCCAACAAUGCCAUUGACCUGAACUYGACCAAUUGGUAUCUGGAGGGGUCCUGCAGCCACACGAAAGCAGAUAUCGACUCCUGGUGGUGGGUGGACCUGAGCAAGACCCACAACGUCACCUACGUCACCAUUACCAACAGAGGGGACUGCUGCUCCGACAGGAUCAGUGGAGCAGAGAUCCACGUUGGGYACUCACUGUUCAACAACGGCAAUAGCAACCCACUGUGACUUAUCUUCGUAACACAACUUCUGGCUGGCUACACAACGCACUAUGUGUCAUCRCAGUAACACAAUUCUCCCUUAAACAACACAGCCAUCUCCAUAACUCAUCAUCAUCAACUAUGAGAAUUUAACCAGACUUAAAGGGGCAAUCCGGAGUUGAAACAAUAACAAACGGUUCUCCCAGACUAGGGAUGGGUCUGGAGAAAUGUAACCACUCUUAAAUUCAUAGACAUAGCUAUGGAUGCAAGGACUGACCAUCUGUGAAAUUAAAAUUAUAGUUGAAACCA